UAGGAUAGUGUUCCCAAUGUCAUUGAAAGGCCCUAUAAAGAAUUCCGUUUUUAUUACGUAAAAUAUUUGGUAAGAGUGUAGAUUUUCAUAAUAUAACUUGUAAACAAUAUUGCAAGGAUACAGAUAUUUGGGGCAGGUAGAAAAUGAAACCUUGAGAGGAACAGGGUCUGCUAUCGUAUGGUCAUUUGAAGUGAUAAUUGGAAGCGAUGUUAUUGUUUUUAUAGUGUAAGGAGGAAGAAUAUUACAGGGGAACUUGAUUAACUUGGCGUUUCCUGGAUCCAAUCUUAACUGACAUAUUUAAAUGUGUUUAUAGUUUUCAAAAAUUAUCAGCGAAGGGCAUUGUCGAGCAUUCAUUCAUUUAUUCCUCAUUCACUCUAGACUGUACAUCGUACCCGUAUUUAUGAUAUAAAUUUAAUUCAUGCGAGCGAGUGGUACAGGGGACUAUACCUUAUAUUAAGGUCUUCCGUCUCGGCUUGAUUACAGGAUGAGAACUUGGUGGUUCACCUAUCUGACGUUUGUUGCUCUGCACGGAAUCUUUCUCCACGUGGCCCAAUGUCGUAAGAAGCGUCAGAGGGCCCAGACCCCCGUGAGGUGUGAGGCGGGCUCUCACACGUUCUAUCACCAUCAGGCGGGGGCGUGCCUUCAAUGUGACACGUGCACAGAGGGGUACUCCCUAGUCCCCGAACAGGAGUUUAGUCUAAAAAUGGACCAAGAGCACGGAGUAACCAAUUGCUUGCCAUGCAGAAUAUGCGAACCAGGAACGUUUAACGACAAACGAACUUUUGACUCUAACUGUAGAACUUGCAGGAACUGUACUGCUUUAGGGAGAGUCGAGGAAAGCCAUUGUACACAUAAAGCCGAUGCCGUAUGUGGAGACGUCAUCGAGUUUUCGAUUAUGCAAGAACUGCAAGCAUCAGCAAAGGAAGUAAAAACAAAUACAUAUCAAGACCCAUCAUCUCAGAAUGUAGUUCUUGUUACAUCACUUAUUCUUCUGACGUUUUUCACCCUCAUCACCACCGCCUUUGUGUUCCUACGCCGUGCCUACAGGCGCGCCUCCAUGCGACAAAGCAUUGAGGACGCGAAAAAGAAAAGUGAAGACGAGGAGUCUCUUCAAUGUCUUAACAACUAUCAACCAAAGAACUCUCAGCCAUCAACUUCACCUGAGUCCACAGUACUCGAUAUACAUGUACCAACAGAAAACGAAGAGACGCGUCCAAAGGAGAAAGCGCACAAUACAGGACCGAGUGCUCCACAGAACACUAUAAACAAUGAACCGAGGGGAAGAGUGCCAUCAUUGCACCUUAACUCCGAGUGUACCUCCGUAAAGACCCCCAAAUCAUCCAACAGUAGCUCCUGGAACCUGGGAGCGUCCGAUUUCCUGUCAGCGACGCCCGGGGGUGCGCAGUUCACCAUCGGGUACACGAAUCUCGCCCUCUCACGUUCACUCACCUGCCCGGCCAGCGACAGGUGUUCUGUACCUGGCGAUGAGGACGAAUCCCUGGAAAUGUUAUCUCAAUUUUCAUAUGUUUUAGAUUAAAAUAUUAGGCACCAUAUAUUUAGAAUUUAUUUAAGAACACAAGAGUGAUAUUAUUUAUAUGUAUAUGUAUGCAUAGUUUAUAUGGUUCUAUUUUACCUGUAUUUACAACAGGUCACAUAAAUCAGGAUAUAAUCUUGUAUGUAGUUUAUUAUACAGGCACGUAGCAUCGUUUUUGAAAGUGGGGGGGCCAGACUCAUCCAAAAAUCUUG
This is a messenger RNA of Magallana angulata, 1746 nucleotides long. Its product is annotated as tumor necrosis factor receptor superfamily member 27-like. The transcript has 7 exons. Gene Ontology annotation, molecular function: protein binding. The coding region runs from base 485 to 1537 and encodes 350 amino acids. NCBI's taxonomy places the organism in Eukaryota, Metazoa, Mollusca, Bivalvia, Ostreida, Ostreidae. The record is from RefSeq and is a predicted model, not a curated record.